AUGGUCUCCGCCGCGAUGCCGGUCGAUGCAGGUCUUCCGUUUGGGACGCCUUCUUCCGUGAACCUCCCGGAGGGCGCCUGGGAUAUGGCCGGACUGGGGGCUUCGGGCUCCGACCACCUGAGGCUCAGGCGGGGCUGGCAGCUGAAGAACGCGCAGGUCGCCCUGCUCCUCGCGGCCGACCGCGUCGCGGCGAAGGAGCGGUCGGAGGCGGACCGGAGGGCGGCACAGCGCCAGCGGUGGCAGCGGGAGGCAGCGGAGCGCAGGGCCAGGCUCGAGCAGGCGAGGGAGGGCGGCCAAGCCUGCGCCGGGCACCACCUGCAGCACCGGGAGUUCCCCUGGUCCAAGGGCGGCCCGGCGGCCUUCGGCUGGCGCAGGCUGUACCACGCCCUGUGCGGCGACGUGGCGGCGGUGCCGCAGGUGGGGGUCCUCUGCGAGUGCGUGAUCAGCCAGGCCCUCAUGCGCAUGUACACCGACCACCGGGUGCUGGGCGGCGUGGUGCUGCCGGGCGUGUCGCACGUGUCCCUCUUUGCGGCGACGGGCGCGAAGCACCUGCCGGGCCCGAUGGGCACCUCGGACUGGCACAUGUCCGUCAAGGAGGUGCUCUUCGAGCGCCCCUUCCUCAUAUACUCGGGGAGGGAGCUCAUCGAGGCGGAGGAGGCAGGCAAGGGGGACGGCCAGGUGGGGGUGCCAGUCACCUAUUGCCGCGCCAGCGGCAUCUCCAAGGAGAUGGGAUCCAUCAAGCCAUCGGUCGACUUCAGCAGCGGCGCCCUGUGA
Prorocentrum cordatum is the source of this 774-nucleotide messenger RNA. NCBI's taxonomy places the organism in Eukaryota, Dinophyceae, Prorocentrales, Prorocentraceae. The record is from the annotation of a GenBank genome assembly.